GUUUUUGGUGCUAGACGCAUCGCCAAGAUUUGAGAGGGUGAGGGAUAAAGGGGGAAGGGGUCGAAACAAAUAUGCGGGAUAAACACAAUGAAGGUAAAGUAGACAGACUACUAUCAAGCUGUAUAGUUUCUUAUCCUAUAAUUUUGGCAUUCUACGGCAUCAUCCAUUGCUACAAUGCCCGGGAAUGGACUAGCACACCGUGUGCCCUUCCAAAGUUUCGCCUAUGAGCCCGUAGAAAUAGUGUCUCGAUCAUUCAUUGCUCAAGUGAAUUUUGUUCUUUCAUCAUCCAAUGUCGCC
Molecule: messenger RNA, 297 nt
Organism: Trichoderma asperellum CBS 433.97
Lineage: Eukaryota; Fungi; Ascomycota; Sordariomycetes; Hypocreales; Hypocreaceae
Source: RefSeq, a predicted model, not a curated record